AUGCCACCAAGCACAAUUCCAAAAGCUUUCCUAUCCUGGAAGCUCCUCCUGCUGGUUAUAGCCCUCUCAACCCCAGCCCCCUAUGACACCUCCACAUCCCUAGUACUCCCAGCGCCAACAACACUCCUACAAUCGUUGCUGGAGAAACUAACUCGGUGGGACGCUAUCUACUUCGUCAAAGUAGCGCACCGAGGCUACGCCAAUGAGCAGGAAUGGGCUUUCGGUUACGGCUUUGUUAAGGCAGUCUGUGCAUUUCAUUGGGGUGCCGCUACCUCCUACCUUUUCUACCCGCCCGACAUGGAGAGCUAACAGUCUCCUAGCCCUCUCCCCGGCCCUCAAGUAUAUGGACCUACCACAACCCUACGAUUACGCCCUCUCCGCUGUCCUCCUGGCGAACCUCGCGCACGCGCUGUCAACAGCUGUACUCUACGCCCUCACACGCGAGGUCUUCCCCUCGAAUAGGAAAUUACCACUCGUGGCGUCACUCCUGCACGUCAUCUCCCCCGCUGGACUCUUCCUUUCGGCACCGUACAGCGAGUCUUUGUUUGCCCUGCUGAGCUUCUCAGGGCUGUACUGCUAUGUGCGCGGACACGUGAUUGUUGCUGGUGUGUGGAUGUUUUUGGCAACCAUGGUGCGGAGUAAUGGGUUAUUGAAUGGAGCUGUGUUUCUGCUGGAUUUUUGGAGGGUUGGGUGGGGGUUUGUAGCUGGGGUGGAGGGGAGGGGUUGGAGGGCUGUGGGGAGGGUAGUUGGGUUGGGGAUUGGGGGGCUGCUCGUUGGGACAGGAUUGGCAUUUCCACAGUGGCUUGCUUACGGGAGGUACUGCCUUGUAGUAGCGGGCACGGGGGAGCUUAGGAGUUGGUGUGACGACACGGUUCCUAGUAUCUACCUUUUUGUGCAGGAGCGGUACUGGUUUGUCCCCCAUAUCCCCAAUCCCUACUCACUCGACUAGAACUAACUGGAGCAGGAACGUGGGCUUAUUCCGAUACUGGGCAAUCCCCAACGUUCCGUUGUUUCUCAUCGCGACGCCAGCGCUCAUCGUCCUCAUGUGCUCCAGUAUAUGGGCGAUCUACGGAGGUGCUGGGCCCGUCGUUAGGAAGUUGGCCAUACCCCAGAUAUUGCUGGCCGUCAUGGCGCUCCUGACAUACCACGUUCAGAUAAUCACGCGGUUGAGCAGCGGGUGCGUGGUAUGGUACUGGUGGGUUGCGUGCAUGAUUUGUGCUGGCGAUGCCCGUGCCAAGUGGAUUGUGCAUUGGAUGGUUUGUUACACUCUUGUGCAGGGCGUUUUAUUCGCGGGUUUCCUGCCGCCAGCUUAGUGGUGUUUCUCUCUAGACUAUAUGGGGUACCGGGUUCAGAGGAUUCGAUUCUGCUGGAGAGGAGAGAACUUGGCUCCUCCAUAAUAGACCUAGCGAUAGAAUAUAUUACCGGUUACAUAA
Molecule: messenger RNA, 1433 nt
Organism: Tuber aestivum (summer truffle)
Lineage: Eukaryota; Fungi; Ascomycota; Pezizomycetes; Pezizales; Tuberaceae
Source: the annotation of a GenBank genome assembly